ACUCCGUCAGGAAUCUAAACCCGUGACUAUCAUAGGACUCAAGAUCAAGAAAAAAUUUUUUUUUGUAAGAUUAAGAGUUAGAGAAGCAAUCUUCCCACACACAGUCACUACCAGUCAGCAAGUGCAGGGCGAUCUCAUCGAGAAAGGUGUGUUGUGCUCUGACCCGUAAGAUGCCACGAGAAGAGAGUCACUUGGACUAUGGUUUUCCCAGGAAGGGGCGCGACCACACUUACAUCACAAUUGAAGCGGCUGCAGGGAUUGGCAUCCUGACAGUCAUCCUGGGAAUUUUACUGCUCCUUGGCUGCUGGUAUUGUAGAAGACGAAGUGGAUACAGAACCUUGACGGACAAAAGCCUUCAUGCUCGUGCCCAAAGUAUCUUACAGGGAAGAUGCUCACAUGGACAGCUUGGUCAUCAGGACACCAAACUGUCUUCUGAAGAGAAAAAUUGUGAACCUCUGGUUCCCAAUGCUCCACCUGCUUAUGAGAAACUCUCUGGAGAACACUCACCACCACCCUAUUCACCAUGAGAGCCAAUGAGCUGCCUGAGAAAUGCUGAAAUAAUUUCCCUCACGCUUUAGUUUUGAGUCUAGGCAUCAAAUAUUCUGCUUCAGGAUGCUGUAACAACAAUGUGUAUCUCUAACAAGCCAGUGUAAACUUCUUUUUCUGUCUUUUUGAGACAGGGUUUUACUAUGCAGUUUUGGCUGGCCUUGAACUCACUUUGUAGCACAGGCUGGCUUUGAACUCAGAGUGAUCCUCCUGCCUCAGCCUCUUGAGUGCAUGCGCCACUACGACCUGGCCUAAGUCAGUGUUAAAUUCUAAACAGAGCAACUAGCAGUAUUAAGCAAGUUAGGAAAUAAUCAGAAAUAUUAACAUGAAACAUCUUCAUCAAUAAACUUUGUAAUAGCCAGUAGUAAUAUUAUUGAGCCUCUUAUUCAUUGAGGGAUGCAGAGAACUCAGAUGGGUGUUCUGGAACUAUCUUUUAAAUUGAGAUUUUGUUGAUUUACAAACUAUUCAGAUUUUUUAAAAGAAAUGAUGUCUUGACAAACAUGAACUGCACACAGAAUUGUGGCAGGUGCAAUGAAUUUCUCAAAAAGGACACUGUUACACAUUUAUGAGAGCUAAUGGACUCAUUUAUCUCGUUCGAACUACAUCAGCCAUGUUACUUUUGAGUUCUAGAUUCUAUGACUCUGUAAUAUCCUGUAAAGAUUCUAUAUCUUAAUACAUAUAAUGCAGUCCUAAUUACAUUUUACUUCAAGACUCAAUAUUAUCAAGAAUUUUGUGUUAACAGAAAUUGGUAUGAUUUAAGUAAGUAAAUGAGAAUAUACCUUUGUCUGUGUAUGCAUAUUGUCUUAAACUUCCCCUGACAAUUUAGUUCUUGUUGGUUUCCAAACGCUUCUUACAAGAACUUACACAGAGGAAAAAAAAAAAACAAAACAAAACCAUUAAUGAUCAGAAAUUCUAAUGUUGUACUAUUAUUUUCAAUAAAUUUGUUUUGGCUAUAUUUUCUCUACUUAUCACUUACACAAUUUAACUUUUUUUCAGUCAGCUCAAAAAUAUGUUUUGGUGGUACUUAGCAUUGAACUCAGAGCCUUCACACUGAGCUAUAUUCUCAGCUUUUUUUUUUUUUUUUUUUUUUUUUGAGACUGGGUUUCACUAAGUUGUUAAGUUGUCCAGACUGGACUCAGGCCUGCAAUCAUCCUGCCUGUCUCCCAGAGUGCUAGGAUUUCACGUGCGCACUACUAUGCCUGACUCUUAAAUUUGUAUCACCACUGUAAAUGCAAAAUCAGCAUCAUUUUUCAUAGUACAGGUAACUUAAAAAGUGAAGAUAAUGAAAGUAGAUUAUUUUUAUUAAAAUCUACAAAGUGGAGACAAAGGAAAAAAUUUGAAAUUUGAAUAAAGCUAUUAAUUUAAACGUAGUAAAAAAAACACUCAUAUUUUAAAAAAGUAAACUAGAGCUUAACAAUAUAAGAACCUUCCUAGAUUUUUCAAUCACUUAUUCUACAAAUACAUAUUGAAUACUGUGUAUCAUUUACUAGGGUGAUAAUGACUGACAAGGUCCCAGUUUUUAAAAAGGAUGACUAGCACUAAAUAACUGUAAAUUCUAUUAUAAUUGUGAAGCAGUGAUAUAUCCUCCUCCUUCUGAGUGGCUACAAUAUCAUGAUGCUGGCUGAAAUAUGGCAAUAAGAGGGAGCAAUAUAAAAUAUAUGGAGAACUUGUAAUGAAACAUUAAGUCAAAGAGGACAUCUGAAAAGUCCAUGAUGUGUCUCAAACUUUCUAGGAAAAAAAGAAAACUAGAGUGCAGUGAACAUGAAGAGGAAUAGAUUAAAAUGGAGUAGAGGCAGGCAGAAACAGCCUAAAGAGCCUUUUAAGUCAUAAGUAGGGGUCUUCACUCUAUAAGGGUUCAGUAGGUUGUGAAGAACUCUGAAGGUUUAUUAGGAUUUUGGAUUUAGUAGUUUUAAGAGAUUUAGUGGUUAACUGACCACUAAUCCCCUUUGCUGGGAUUAAAGUUAGGUCACAGGUAAUUCAGUAAAUUAAUUUCUAAAGUGGCUUAUAGAAUUCUUUGACUUUCAGGUAAUAUUUUAAAUCCAAGUGUGUAAAUACACUCAGUUACUGAAUACUUCCCCUUGUACAAUGCACUGUACUGUAAAAAUCACCCAUGCUCCCAGAAAUCCAGGUUUCUUAACCAACUGACAAGGAAAGGUGAGUAACUGAAUAGAACGUAGACAUGAUUGGCAAAGAUACUUAAGAGCAUAAUAUUUUGAUGUUGGUUUUUGAGGCAAAGUCUUGCUAUGUAGCACAGGCUGGUCUUGAACACAUGAUACUCCUAUCUUAACUUCCUAAGUACUGAGAACACAGACAUGCACCACGUUGGGUAUAAUUAUGUAUUUCUUUUGGGAGAGCUUUCAGCAACUUUUUAAGAAUUAGCUCAUGCCCUCUACACUUAUGCAGCAUCAUUUUGAUGUAAUGUCAGAGAUCUUUAGGUCUCUACUCUAGUAUUUUCAACUUUAGACUAGCUCAGUGUGAUGGAGCUUAAUUGUGAUCAUGAAUGGAAUAUGUACAUUACAAAGCAUCUUAAAUAAGGAACAUCCAAUAAAUAUAGAAGCUACCUUUUAUUUAAAAUGAGGCAUAUUCUGAAAUACUACAAUCAAACCCUGAGAAUCAGCUGAGCCAUAAAAUUUUUAAGUAAUUGCUCUGUAAUGGGAAUUAAAAAAAAUAAAGUGAGCAAGCACUGGUAUUCACAUUCACUUUUUAUUCUAAACUAAAUCUUAUUUAUAAAUAUUAUUUGGAAAAUCAGUCACUGUGAACCAAUACCUCAAUUUAAAAAUGAACAUAUCUGGGGAAAGCAAAAUGAAAGGUAUAUGAAACCCCUCUAUACUAUUUCUGUAACUUCCUGUAAGUUGAAAUUUUUUUUUCCAGUAUUGGGAAUUGCAUCCAUGGCCUUUGCAUUGAGCUACAUCUCCAGUCCUUAUUUUCAGACAGGGUCUUGCUAAAUUGCACAGGAUGGGCUUGAACCUGUGAUCCUCUUGUCUCAACUUACCAGUGUGCUGGGAUCACAGGCAUGUGCCAUCACACCCACCUUGAAAUUACUCAACAUUUUGGACUGUGAAUGUUGCUCAGUGGUAGAGUGAUUUGGUUAGCAUGUACAAAGCCCUGGGUUUGAUCCUCAACACCACCAAAACAAAAAGUUUAAGAAAAUGCAUUUAUGAUAUAUGAGACCAAAUAUACUAGUGUGAAAAAUGUAUUUUGAUCAAUGUAAAAUUUGGUAGUGAAUUUUUUUUUUGUCCUUUUCUUUUUUAUUGGUACCAGGGAUUGAACUCACGACUGCCUGCUUGCAAGGCAGGCCCUUAUGCCGCUGAGCUAAAUCCCCAGCCCCUUGGUAGUGAAUUUUAAAAAAAUACCUGAAAAUAAGAAAUCUAGAAUGAUUUCUUAAAAUCAGAAGUAGAGUAGAAGCAUGAAACAAAAUUUAAAGGAUCAGUUUCAUAUACUGGCUUUACUACCCAUUAGCUGGGUAAGCUGGAUGUAUUUCUUAACCCGCCAAAAGUGAUGUGAAAAUCAAGAUACAUAAAAGUAAUUUUUGUAAACUAUGAAACCUUGAUGAAUGUUAUUAAUAAAAAUCUUCCAAUCUUAA
Messenger RNA from Cavia porcellus (domestic guinea pig), 4129 nucleotides. It is a transcript of the gene Mlana, whose product is annotated as melan-A. NCBI's taxonomy places the organism in Eukaryota, Metazoa, Chordata, Mammalia, Rodentia, Caviidae. The record is from RefSeq and is a predicted model, not a curated record. Gene Ontology annotation, cellular component: melanosome; trans-Golgi network; endoplasmic reticulum membrane. Bases 171 to 527 code for a protein of 118 amino acids. The transcript is spliced from 5 exons.